Molecule: messenger RNA, 1559 nt
Organism: Schistosoma bovis
Lineage: Eukaryota; Metazoa; Platyhelminthes; Trematoda; Strigeidida; Schistosomatidae
Source: the annotation of a GenBank genome assembly
AAUAAAACCUUUGACCUUAAAUACAACAUAAACAAAUAACCUUAUAGAUUGUUCCAAUUAGUUGUUUCGUUGUCAAGUCCGUAACUAUGGCAAUAUGGAUGAAAAUAUAUUCUCAUUCAAUUGCCACUUCGUUUCUCACUACCAACUUAUUCACAUUUGCUCUAUAAUUCAAUAUGCGUGAAAUUGUUCAUAUUCAAGCUGGUCAAUGUGGAAAUCAAAUCGGUGCAAAGUUUUGGGAAGUGAUCUCAGAUGAACACGGAAUCGACCCAACUGGCACUUAUCAUGGAGAUUCCGAUCUACAACUAGAACGCAUCAACGUAUAUUACAAUGAAGCAACUGGUGGAAAGUAUGUGCCUCGUGCCAUUCUCGUCGAUCUGGAACCUGGUACGAUGGACAGUGUGCGUGCCGGUCCAUUCGGACAACUGUUCAGACCAGACAACUUCGUGUUUGGACAGAGUGGUGCUGGAAACAACUGGGCCAAAGGACACUACACUGAAGGUGCAGAGUUGGUCGACUCAGUUCUCGAUGUUGUACGCAAGGAGGCUGAAUCGUGUGAUUGUCUACAAGGCUUCCAACUCACCCACUCUCUAGGAGGUGGAACAGGUUCCGGAAUGGGAACACUACUCAUCUCGAAGAUUCGUGAGGAGUAUCCAGACCGCAUCAUGAACACAUUCUCAGUGGUCCCUUCACCUAAGGUCUCCGACACAGUCGUCGAACCAUACAACGCCACGCUCUCUGUUCACCAACUCGUUGAGAACACCGACGAGACAUACUGCAUUGACAACGAAGCACUCUACGACAUAUGCUUCCGUACUCUGAAACUCACCACACCCACCUAUGGAGACUUGAACCACUUGGUCAGUGCAACUAUGUCAGGAGUGACAACAUGUCUGAGAUUCCCUGGUCAGCUGAAUGCUGACUUGAGGAAACUCGCUGUGAACAUGGUGCCAUUCCCACGUCUCCACUUCUUCAUGCCUGGAUUCGCACCUCUCACCAGUCGCGGCAGUCAACAGUAUCGUUCUCUCACCGUUCCCGAGUUGACUCAACAGAUGUUCGAUGCGAAGAACAUGAUGGCUGCAUGCGAUCCACGACACGGACGAUAUCUCACAGUGGCUGCAAUAUUUCGAGGUCGUAUGUCGAUGAAGGAGGUUGAUGAGCAGAUGCUCAACGUGCAGAACAAGAACUCAAGCUAUUUUGUUGAAUGGAUCCCGAACAACGUGAAGACGGCAGUGUGUGACAUUCCACCACGAGGUCUGAAAAUGUCAGUCACUUUCAUAGGGAACAGUACAGCUAUUCAGGAGUUGUUCAAACGUGUUAGUGAACAAUUCACGGCCAUGUUCAGACGUAAAGCUUUCUUGCAUUGGUACACAGGUGAGGGUAUGGAUGAGAUGGAAUUUACAGAGGCAGAAUCAAAUAUGAACGAUCUUGUCAGUGAAUAUCAACAGUACCAAGAUGCAACUGCUGAAGAAGAAGGAGAGUUUGAAGAAGAAGAAAAUGAAGAAGCAUAAAUUAAUUGUGAAUUUAGGCAUUAGUUAAAUAAAUUUUCCGUGGUUUCUUCA